Messenger RNA from Chinchilla lanigera (long-tailed chinchilla), 1467 nucleotides. RefSeq lists its product as uncharacterized. Lineage: Eukaryota; Metazoa; Chordata; Mammalia; Rodentia; Chinchillidae. Gene Ontology annotation, cellular component: nucleus; cytoplasm. Gene Ontology annotation, molecular function: cullin family protein binding. Gene Ontology annotation, biological process: SCF-dependent proteasomal ubiquitin-dependent protein catabolic process. The record is from RefSeq and is a predicted model, not a curated record.
AUGGCUAUUGAGAAUGGGAGGGCAUGCCUACAGGUUGAAGUGAUCAGGGUGGUUGCACAAUCCAGCUGUGGAAGAGAAAAGCGGUCUAAACCAGCAGACAUGCAGGAGCAAGGCCAGACACCUGACUUCACAUGCUUUAUUCAAAAGACAGAGACGUCUGCAAGGAAGAUAGAAAAGAAAUUUCAAGUAGAAGAAACUGUCAUGGAUGCCAUCUUGCUUUCAUCUGCCUCCUCCUUAAGACCAAAGAUCAGGCCUUUCAUUAAGUUGCUGAGUUCUAAUGGAGAGAAAUUUGAGGUUGAUGUAGGAUUUUCCAGCCAGUCUGCUACUAUCAAGACCCUGCUGCCAUGCUUGGGAAUGGACAGUGAAGACAAUGAUGACCCAGUUCCUCUACCAAAGGGUCAAUCAGGGAGAACUCAGCCCAAGGAUAGCCCUCCUCCCUCUGAGAAUGAUGAGAACAAAGAAAAGUAGACAGAAGAUACCCCUAUUUGGGACCAGAAAUUCCUAAGAGUUAAAGAAAGAACUUUUGAACUUAUUCUGACUGCAAAUGACUUAGACAUCAAAGGUUUGCUUGAUGUUACCUGCAAGUCUAUUACCAGUAUGAUCAAGGGGAAAACUCCUGAGGAAAUUCUCAAGAGCUUCAAUAUAAAAUAUUUUACCAAAGAGGAGGAAGCCCAGAGACACAAAAAGAGCCAGUGUGUGAGGAGAAAUGAAAUGCCAUCCCAAACACUUACCAUUGCAUGGACUGUGGAAAAUUCUAGUUACACUUGUUCUGUGUAUCAUUGUCAAUAUGGAACAAACACAGACAAAGGCAACAGCAAUCUUAGAAAAUUUGGCUCCCCUUUAAAAAGAGACCCAUUGGAACAGAACUCCAGCCCCAUCUCCUGCCCCUGCCUCGCCCCCUCUAGUCCUGUGACCCAGAGCUGGGUGGCCCUGUAUGGAGGCCUGUCUGACUGGGCUCUGAGGUACAGGGGUCCAGGAGUCAUCCCUACUCUGCCUCUUGCAGCUUGUGGCAUGGUGGAAAUCACUUCAAUCUUCAGCAGCUCCUUUCUGAGGAACGAAUUAUGCGAUUAUGGGCUGAAAUGGUUGCAACUUAAUGUGGUACCUGGUAUUUCUCUAACUCAUUGUGAUGUAUUCUCCUGGGAUUCCGAGCCUCCUCCCAUUCAGCAAAGCAAGUGUGAAGUGACAUUGCGUAGUAACUUGAGUCCACAGAUGAAACUAAGCAAGGAUAACCUCUUUGGCUCUUUGCCAGAAAUGCUUUGUAGGUUGCUCCAGCUCAGGGGGCCGGAGCAGAGUUCUGUCUCCAUUUGGCCACGUACCACACAGCUGAACCACUCUGUAGACAUUUCCCUGACUGAUGACUGCUCAGGUGAGGGGAAAACCCUCCGAAGGGAAGAUGAGGAGGCCUCAAAGAGCAGCUCUCCACACUCCAGUGUAAAUGAAGUGCGCGAGGCAGACACGUAUCUCUAG